Molecule: messenger RNA, 1742 nt
Organism: Loxodonta africana (African savanna elephant)
Lineage: Eukaryota; Metazoa; Chordata; Mammalia; Proboscidea; Elephantidae
Gene: ANP32A
Product: acidic nuclear phosphoprotein 32 family member A
Exons: 7
Coding region: 177-956 (259 amino acids)
Biological process (GO): regulation of apoptotic process; nucleocytoplasmic transport
Cellular component (GO): nucleus; perinuclear region of cytoplasm
Molecular function (GO): histone binding
Source: RefSeq, a predicted model, not a curated record
UGACCUGUCGCCUCUCUAACCCGCUAAAACCCGAAUCCCUGGCGGAGGUCGGCUUUGCUUCCCCUUUUCCCUAGUUCCUCCCCCAAACCUGAGUGUGACUUUUGAAAACAAGAGCCUUUUUGUGCCCCCCACCCCCAUCAUAACGCAGCUGUGGACUGGAGACGAGCGAGUGCCUUAUGGCGCGCAGGGCUGGGGGAUGGCCGCCGGAGAAGGCAGGAGUUUCCGCGAACAAUUCGCUGGCGGUUUUCUUUCUCUGGCCGGUGAAAGAGCUUGUCCUGGACAACUGUCGGUCGAUCGAAGGCAAAAUCGAAGGCCUCACAGAUGAGUUUGAAGAACUGGAGUUCUUAAGUACAAUCAACGUAGGCCUCACCUCAGUCGCAAACUUACCAAAGUUAAACAAACUUAAGAAGCUUGAACUAAGCGAUAACAGAAUCUCAGGGGGCCUGGAAGUAUUGGCAGAAAAGUGUCCGAACCUCACACAUCUAAAUUUAAGUGGCAACAAAAUUAAAGACCUCAGCACAAUAGAGCCACUGAAAAAGUUAGAAAACCUCAAGAGCUUAGACCUUUUCAAUUGUGAGGUAACCAACCUGAAUGACUACCGAGAAAACGUGUUCAAGCUCCUCCCACAACUCACGUAUCUCGAUGGCUACGACCGGGACGACAAGGAGGCCCCUGACUCGGAUGCUGAGGGCUAUGUGGAGGGCCUGGAUGACGAGGAGGAGGAUGAGGAUGAGGAAGAAUACGAUGAAGAUGCUCAGGUAGUGGAAGACGAGGAGGAUGAGGAUGAGGAGGAGGAAGGUGAAGAGGAGGAUGUGAGUGGAGAGGAGGAGGAGGAUGAAGAAGGUUAUAAUGACGGGGAAGUAGAUGACGAGGAAGAUGAAGAAGAUCUUGGUGAAGAAGAAAGGGGUCAGAAGCGAAAACGGGAACCUGAAGAUGAGGGCGAGGACGAGGACUGAGCGGAAUAACCUAUUUUGAAAAAUUCCUAUUGUGAUCUGACUGUUUUUACCCGUACCCCCACCUCCCAAUCCUGCCCCCCCUCCCCGAAACUUAUUUUUUUCUGAUUGUAAUGUUGCUGUGGGAACGAGAGGGGAAAAGUGUACUGGGGGUCCCGGGGGGAGGGAGGGUGGGAGGGGGUGGAAUAAAAUACUAUUUUUACUGCCACUCUUUAUUUUUCUCCCCCUACUUUUUCUUUGUGUCUGGUUCAGUCCCUGUAAUGCAAUAGCUGAGGACACACAGAGUGAGCAUUUGUUCCUUACUCGCAAAGAGGAUGGUUUGGAGGUCUCUUAUAUUUCCUGCUAUUUCCCGUAUCUCUUGAGUUGGUUGGAAGCCUGUGGCUGGCCUCUGUUGGUUACUAAUUGAAGCCCGGGAAAGGCUGAGCACCAGCUGUAUCUUAAGUCUUGUUCUGGAUCACAUGACUUCCACAUUUCUUGGGCCUGCUAAAGGCAUCGGACGCCCGGGUUUGUAAAUAGUAACCUAAAGGCGUAUUUUGGCACUGGUUUGGGGAUAUUCCCCGUCUCUCCUCCCCUCCCCCCUUCUCAGAUGGUAGUGGGCUUCGCUCUACGAAGAGAACUCUGAUAUUACACUGAUGUUUCAGCAAAGAGCUGAAAACCGCAGGCUGACAAGUUAUAAGUAAGAUGAAUUUCAUGACUACAAUUAAAAGAGAAGAAGCAAACCCUCAAACUUGAACCUCUUUAAAAGGAAAAAAAAAAAAAGAGCUUGCCCUAUCUUGGUUUGUAAACUAC